AUUCCACGCAGUCGCGAGGUUCGUCAAUCUUGGCUAACGACAAUUUGGACAACUUUAUAUGCAUGUAUAUUCUCUAUACCUCUUGUGUGGAAACACCGACCAGAUGUGAUCAUAAGCAACGGUCCUGGAACCUGUAUUCCAGUUUCUUUAAUUGCCUUUGCUUUCAAGGUUAUGGGAAUACAUAACUGUGUUAUUGUUUAUGUAGAAAGCGUAUGCAGAGUUACAACACUCUCCCUUUCAGGAAAAAUCAUAUAUUACUUUGCUGACUAUCUUUUCGUGCAGUGGCCAGAAUUGAAGGAGAAAUAUUCAAAAUCUAUCUACGUUGGUAGAUUCUCUUAA
This is a messenger RNA of Trichoplax adhaerens, 339 nucleotides long. RefSeq lists its product as uncharacterized. Gene Ontology annotation, cellular component: UDP-N-acetylglucosamine transferase complex. The annotation marks the transcript as partial. The record is from RefSeq and is a predicted model, not a curated record. Gene Ontology annotation, biological process: dolichol-linked oligosaccharide biosynthetic process. NCBI's taxonomy places the organism in Eukaryota, Metazoa, Placozoa, Uniplacotomia, Trichoplacea, Trichoplacidae. The transcript is spliced from 3 exons.